CGUGGACAAGCAGGAACUCAUCAUCUGAAGCCGGUUGAAAGCGGUUUUUGUACAUUUUCCAUUUAUUCUUAAUCAGACAUCCUUAAAAGCAGUGACGUCUCUGUCGCAUUAGGUUUUAAAUACGAUAUAUCUAUCCGACGUUAGUGCUUAAGGAAGAACGAGAAAAUUAUUAUAUUUUACCCCGCGCGCGCGGAAAGCGGCUACGGGAAGUUGACUGGGCGGGCUUCGGUGUCAAAAAGACUUAAAAUCGACAUUUCUUGACGAAUUUGUUUGAGUGGAAUGAUCUACCAUUCACCCACCGUGUCUGUUGCACAAUGGAUGUCCUCUCUGUCUGCCUAAUCGCCCAAGACAAAACAACCUGUAACAGAUCUAGUCUAUUCAGGGGAUAGCAAUAGGCCCUCACUCCACUUUCUCCCUUGACGUUAUACAUCAGUUUAGAGCAGAGCAGUACAGAUUCUUUCUCUAGUGUCUGAACUGCUUUGAUUUGCUGGUUUAGUGAAGGGUGAAGGUCGGUCUGAGGCAGAAAAAAAAAUUAAGUUUACUCUAGUACCUCAAUUAUCUGGGGAGAAAAAUCCAGUGUGCUGCUUAAAGUUAUUUAUUUAUUAAUACGUUGUUUCUUAUCCCUGUAAAAUAGUGAAAUUCUUUUGUUUUUGUUACUUGAAAUCCAUCUCACAGAAUGGUGUCGACAACUGUGGCCACGAUAGCACUCGUGACCAUUGGUUAUGCUGCAAAUUUGUCAGAUUAUCUUUGGCUCCUAGUGGUAGGCUUUAUCAUAGCUUUUAUUCUGGCCUUUUCGGUGGGUGCUAACGACGUUGCCAACUCAUUUGGUACGGCGGUGGGAUCAGGUGUAGUUACCCUUAGACAGGCUUGUAUUCUUGCUACUAUCUUUGAGACCCUGGGCUCCGUGCUGUUAGGAGCCAAGGUCAGCGAGACCAUCCGCAAAGGCAUUAUCGACGUGAACAUGUACAACGGCUCGGAAUAUAUGUUGAUGGCUGGCUCAGUCAGUGCUAUGUUCGGCUCUGCUGUAUGGCAGUUGGCGGCCUCUUUUCUGAAGCUUCCUAUUUCUGGGACUCACUGCAUCGUGGGAGCUACCAUAGGCUUUUCGCUGGUCGCCAAAGGUCAGCAAGGAGUCAAAUGGCUAGAGCUGCUUCGAAUUGUUGCUUCAUGGUUCCUUUCUCCUAUCCUGUCUGGCAUCAUGUCUGCCAUAUUGUUCUACUUUGUUCGUAUGUUCAUCCUGCAAAAGAAAGAUCCAGUGCCCAAUGGUCUGAGGGCCCUGCCUUUCUUCUACGCAGUUACAAUGGGAAUCAACCUGUUCUCCAUCAUGUUUACUGGAGCACCGAUGCUGGGCUUUGAUAAGCUGCCCUGGUGGGGAGUGCUGCUCAUUUCCAUCGGCUUUGCCAUCAUUACAGCCAUCUUUGUUUGGUUUAUCGUCUGCCCUCGGCUCAGGAAGAAGAUCGAAUGUCAAAUUAAGUCUUCCAGCCCAUCUGAGAGUCCUCUGAUGGAGAAAAGUGAACUGCUUGAUGCUCACAAUCCCAUCCUGAAGCCUGUCCCUGAGGAAUCAAGUGUUGCCCUUUCCUCUAACACCUCUCCACCUCCUGCCCAUGAGGAGCGCAGGGUCACCUUUGACAUCGGUGAUACAGAUGACGCCGAUCACAAAGACUGCAAAGAAUCAGAAACGAGCAAUGUUCCAAAGAUGGCCCAGGUUCACUUCACUACUGGUCCUCCUCAAAUUCCAAGCAACGGUUACACUCAGUACCACACGGUUCACAAGGACUCUGGCCUCUACAAGGACCUGCUGCACAAGCUCCACCUGGCCAAAGUUGGAGACUGCAUGGGCGAGGGCGGAGACAGGCCUAUUCGCCGCAACAACAGCUACACUUCCUACACCAUGGCCAUCAUCGGCAUGCACGGAGACUUCAAGCCCAAGGAAGCUGACUUCCGCGCGUCAGAAGAUGGAGACAAGGAAAAGGCCGGCGCGCAGGAACGGAAGCGUGUCCGCAUGGAUAGCUACACAAGCUACUGUAACGCCGUGGCGGAGAACGGUACACCUGACAGUAUUGGGGAGGCAGAGGUCACCUUGGAGGUGGUCGACGAAGAUGCUGGGAGCAGCCGUAGUUCUUUGGAGGAAGACAGAGCGGAUGCUGACAGGCCCGAGGUGUCGAUGCUCUUCCAGUUCCUGCAAAUUCUCACUGCCUGCUUUGGCUCCUUCGCUCACGGUGGAAAUGAUGUCAGUAAUGCAAUUGGUCCUCUGGUUGCUCUGUGGCUGGUCUAUGACACCGGCAAUGUUAUGUCAAAUGCACCAACUCCAAUCUGGUUGCUUCUGUAUGGAGGAGUGGGCAUCUGCAUCGGUCUGUGGGUUUGGGGCCGUAGAGUCAUUCAGACCAUGGGCAAGGACCUGACCCCCAUCACCCCAUCUAGUGGUUUCAGCAUUGAACUUGCCUCAGCCGUCACUGUCGUGGUAGCUUCCAACAUCGGUCUUCCAGUUUCCACCACUCACUGCAAGGUCGGGUCAGUGGUGUCUGUCGGUUGGCUGCGCUCCAGGAAGGCCGUGGACUGGCGUCUGUUCAGAAACAUCUUCGUGGCCUGGUUUGUCACAGUGCCUAUCUCAGGCCUGAUCAGCGCUGCCUUAAUGGCUCUGUUCUACUACGUCAUUCUACCUACACCUCCGUGAGGGACCCAGUGAAGAUGCAACCAGGAGCACCAGAGAGAGUUGGAGAGCGUUUCUCAUAUCAGCCAUCUUUAUUUUUAUCAAUGUUUUCCAUUCAUUCCUUCGAUGGAUGGGGAAUGAAAAGCUUGUAAUUUUGGGCUGCAUCAUUUCCUGGUUGCAGUGCAUACCCGUGCACCAGGUCACAUGCUGUGAGAGAAUAUAUCUUCUGUCAAACAAGAAAGGUGGCCAUCUGAAUUCUCGUGUACAUAGUCAAAAUCACCAUGUUGAUGUUUUUUAUGUAAUUAUGUACAGAACUACUAAGUUUUUUUUUAAGGUAAAAGAACAAUUACAAUACAGUACUAGCCUUUGUUUGACACAUUACAUUCAUAAUUGGUUAAAGGUUGCCUAGUUGAAGCAGUAUUUAGGUCCAGAUGAGUUUAGAUUUUGUUUGUUUACUGUACAUUUGAUAAACAUAUCAAUUUUUUUUACAAGCAGGCCUUACUUGUCGAAGUUGGCCAUAUGACUGUCAGAAAUAGAGCCUUAUCAAUUUUGAGAAUGUUGAUUUGCCAAAGGAAAUUGGUAGUUCCUUAAUAUGAUUUCGGUGAACUUUUUAGCAUGUCUUGUUUUAUUUUUACUUCAAGUUACACUACGGACCCGAGCAGCAAUCGAAGCAGAUACAUUUGAAAAGAAUUCGACCCCAAAGGCAAUUCUGUACUUGUUCUUUUAGCCCAUUGUAAUUAUUUGUAUCUUUCUUUAGUGGAAAACGUAUUUUCUGCACCACUGUAAUUGAGCUGUUAAUAUUUUGCCCAGCGUUUCUAAUAACAGGGACUAUUAUAAUAACGGACCAAGUCACGCGUGUAGGUACUCAAUUAAACAUUCAUUAACUCCACCUCAACAUCCGCUUCGAAGACUUAAGGCACGGAAUGUUUCGAAUCCUCUGCUGUAAUUACUAUGCUCUUAACGACUCUCUUAACUGAAAUGUGUUCCCAAAUGUUUGCUGUAGACAAUUAAUCUCCAUAUGGUGGAUUAUGUCCCUUUGUGCUCGGUGACUAUGUGCCACUUGUGUUGAAUACGGAUGAAGUGUUACUAAGAGACCCGAGCUCUGUUUACUAGAGGAACGUGUCCCAGGCUUAGUGCAGGGGCCAAUUGUAAUGAUCCUUUUUUGGAAUAUUAACUAUUGAUGUAAGUUAAUAACGAUCAGAAUUUCCCUGUCCAAAAUAGCGAUUUAUAUAAAGAAAUUCAGUUUUUGGCUAUCCUCAAGAAAUAUUAUUAUUUAACACUAAACAUUUUAAUUUCUACUAUAUCAAAAAGUACGAACGAGUCUCUUCUCUUUUGAGAGCAUUAUGCUAAUGCUUUGCUGUGGCAUAUCAGAAUGAGUAAUGCAGUGAAUAAUGGAGUGAAGUUUAUGCUGGAAAUGAGACCUUCACAAUUCCUGUAAAACUUGAUGGCAUUCUGCCUUCUCAUACAUACUUCUGUAGUACUGCAGAAUUAUACCAAUUCACACACAGUGUAUGGGUAUAUACAUAUGCGUAUGUACAUGCACAGGGUUGACAUACCAACCCCUACAGCAACACAAUAACUUUAAAUAAAUAGGCUAGGUGGUGUUAAAUGAUGCAUUUUUACUGGUUUGAACUGAAGCUUGUAGUAGCUCCAUUAGCAGUGUAAAACAUAAUUACAGUCCUUUGCAGGAUGUGAGGGAUUGCACUGCUGUGAUGUCACCUUUUGGUUGCUAAGCUUAACACAUUUAGACCUUCUAUAGUUGCUGUAGUUGCCUUAAGUUUUUUUGUUACCAAAGGAAAAAAAGGAUUGUUCUGUUGGCAGUUUGUAGCUUAUAUUGUCCUCAGUGGGCUUUGGGGAUGAAAUAAUAAAGUCUUUUUGAAUAUAA
Molecule: messenger RNA, 4532 nt
Organism: Triplophysa rosa
Lineage: Eukaryota; Metazoa; Chordata; Actinopteri; Cypriniformes; Nemacheilidae
Gene: slc20a1b
Product: solute carrier family 20 member 1b
Exons: 11
Coding region: 677-2671 (664 amino acids)
Biological process (GO): phosphate ion transmembrane transport
Cellular component (GO): membrane
Molecular function (GO): phosphate transmembrane transporter activity
Source: RefSeq, a predicted model, not a curated record